AUGGCUACUGAAUUAGUCACCGAGACGCGGCGACUUAGGCGCCACGCUCUGCCAUGUGUUCUCAUGCGCGCGGGGACUUCUAAAGGAAUCUUCCUGCACCAAAAGGAUCUUCCGACGAAAGAGGCCGAUUGGGCCCCUCACCUGAUCUCUGCUCUCGGGUCUCAAGGGAAUGACCCUCGACAGAUUGACGGUGUUGGCGGAGGGACAUCAACGACAUCCAAAGUUGCCGUCGUUCGGCGCUCGCAAAGACCGGAUGCCGAUGUCGAUUGGACCUUUGUCCAAGUCGCUGUCGGAAAAGAGUCAGUAGACUUUACUGGCACUUGUGGCAACAUGACUGCGGGUGUGGCACCGUUUGCUAUCCAGGAAGGUCUUGUGAAGCCUCGGCGAGACCAAACAAAGAUGGAUGUCAGAAUUUACAACACAAAUACAGAUCGAAUAGUCAUUGAAACCGUCGCACUGGAUGACUCGGGAGACUAUGAGGAGGAUGGCAACUUUAUCAUCUCUGGUGUCAAAUCACCUGGGAGCGAAGUUAAGUGCAGAUUUGUCAAACCCAUGGGCAGUAUGACUGGGAAGCUCUUCCCUUCCGACAACCAGCAACAACAGACACUCCACGUGCAGCCUGGGUCGCUGAUGCCAAACCUGGAGCCUUUUGACGUUCGUGUAACACUUAUCGACUCGGCGAACCCUUUUGUCCUCAUCGAUACGACAUCCAUAUCAACAACCCUCCUUGGCACCAAUCCGUCCGACUCUGAUCGAAAUGAUCUUGUAGAGACCAUCCGUCGCGCUGGUGCAGUGGCGAUGGGACUAGCAACAGACGUGGAAGCCGCCAGUAGGACCCGCGGUACGCCCAAAGUUGCACUCAUGUAUCCCCCGACCUUUACACAAGCCAACGGCAGCAAGAAGAGUAGGCCCGAUAUUCGUGUACAGGCGUACUCUAUGGGAUUACCGCAUCCGAGCCUACAGCUCACCGGGGCUGUGACAAUAGCCGUUGCACUAAGCUACCCUGGCACAAUCGCGGCGGGUCUCUCCGCCAUGGGUGCUAUCAUGCAUGGCGCGUUACCGCCGACUCCCGAACAGUCGCCGCCGCCUGACGACAGGGAAAAGGAGAAUAUUGGAUGGGAGCGAGAUGUACUGAUUGAACAUAGCCAAGGGACAAUCAAGGUGGGUGUGGUAAUGGACGAUGUUGGAGAAGUGGCUAGUUGCGCAGUGUCACGUACCGCCAGGCGACUGUUUGAGGGCAAGGUCAGGUACUAUAUACAGGAGGAUGCGAUGUAG
Aspergillus oryzae RIB40 is the source of this 1275-nucleotide messenger RNA. RefSeq lists its product as uncharacterized. Bases 1 to 1275 code for a protein of 424 amino acids. The record is from RefSeq and is a predicted model, not a curated record. The transcript has 2 exons. NCBI's taxonomy places the organism in Eukaryota, Fungi, Ascomycota, Eurotiomycetes, Eurotiales, Aspergillaceae.